GGACGGUUAACUCCGUCAAUCAAGUCAUAGUUGGAAAUGGAAUCAUUUCAGUACAGCAGAUUGUAUAGGUCAAGCAGUAAGCGAAAGUGAAUUUAACAUGGCAGGCAGACUUUUACUCCGUACCUGUACAACCUUGCAAUUGACAAGAAACAAUGUAGUUGCAAGAUCACUACCACGCUCUAUGGGGACAUUGAAAGGGGUUCCAACUGAUGAGGAACAGGCCACCGGACUCGAGCGACGUGCCUUGCAAGCUUUAAAGAAAGGACGGGAUCCUUAUAGUAUCCUGAAACCUAAGCAGUAUGCUGGAACAAAAGACGACCCUCACAUUGUCCCAGGCAUUAAUAACAAACGGCUGGUAGGCUGUCUAUGUGAAGAGGACAACACUGCCAUUGUGUGGUUCUGGCUCCAUGAAGGGGAGCCCCAGCGUUGUCCCGAAUGCGGGUCUCACUACCUGUUUGUCCGUCAUGAGCUGCCCGAUUGAAACAGCCUUGAGCUUCAUGCUGACUCAAUAAUUCAUCAUCUACCUUGAACAAUGUGUGCAUUUUCAGUUGAUGAAUUUAUAUCAUUAAAGUUUUGUGAACC
Messenger RNA from Esox lucius (northern pike), 582 nucleotides. RefSeq names its product cytochrome c oxidase subunit Vb (gene cox5b). Gene Ontology annotation, biological process: mitochondrial electron transport, cytochrome c to oxygen. Gene Ontology annotation, cellular component: mitochondrial envelope. The record is from RefSeq and is marked provisional. The coding region runs from base 98 to 481 and encodes 127 amino acids. The transcript has 4 exons. NCBI's taxonomy places the organism in Eukaryota, Metazoa, Chordata, Actinopteri, Esociformes, Esocidae.